Eubalaena glacialis (North Atlantic right whale) is the source of this 2053-nucleotide messenger RNA. Its product is annotated as steryl-sulfatase-like. The transcript is spliced from 10 exons. Lineage: Eukaryota; Metazoa; Chordata; Mammalia; Artiodactyla; Balaenidae. Gene Ontology annotation, molecular function: arylsulfatase activity. The record is from RefSeq and is a predicted model, not a curated record. Bases 125 to 1858 code for a protein of 577 amino acids.
UGGUGCACCCUGUUCCUGUCUGCUGAGAGGCACUCACCAUCCCCGUUCCUGCUCACGGUGGUCUCGGUAACAUAAGACCUGGAGGACAGUCGCCCAAGACUGUCUGAAAUUGUUGUCACUGAACAUGAGGACGCUUUGGCUUCUGCUGUUCAUCUACGAGGCCCGGAGCCACGCGGUGUCAACGCCCAACUUCGUCCUGCUGAUGGCCGACGACCUUGGCAUUGGGGAUCCUGGCUGCUAUGGAAACAAGACCCUCAGGACUCCCAACAUCGACCGCUUGGCCAGAGGGGGAGCGAAGCUCACGCAGCACCUGGCAGCAUCGCCGCUGUGCACACCCAGCAGGGCGGCCUUCCUGACGGGCCGGUAUCCCGUCCGCUCAGGAAUGGCGUCUCGGUCCCAAGUGGGAGUUUUCGUCUUCUCGGCCUCUUCCGGAGGACUUCCCCACAGUGAGAUUACGUUCGCCAAGCUCCUGAAGAAUCAAGGCUAUUCCACAGCUCUGAUAGGGAAGUGGCACCUUGGCACCAGCUGUCACAACAGAGCGGACCUCUGUCACCACCCCUUGAGCCAUGGCUUCGACUAUUUCCACGGGCUGCCCAUGACCAACCUGCGGGACUGCAAGCCGGGCGAAGGCAGCGUGUUCACCAGGGCCUUAAGGCUGCUGGUCUUCAUCCCCCUGCAGGUCAUCGCCAUCACAUUGCUGACCCUGGCCGUGCUCAGGUGCCUGGGGCUCGUCCAGGUGCCCCCCUGCGUCUUCUUCUGCCUCUUCUUCCUGGCCGCCCUGGUCCUCGGCGCCCUGCUGUGCUUCCUGCAUUACUUCCGGCCCCUGAACUGCUUCCUCAUGAGGAACCGUGACAUCACCCAGCAGCCCAUGUCCUAUGACAACCUCACGCAGAGGCUCACGGCGGACGCGGCCCAGUUCAUACAACGGAAUGCUAAGACCCCUUUCUUGCUUGUCCUGGCUUUCCUACACGUGCACACGGCUCUCUUCUCUUCGAGGGACUUUGCCGGCAAAAGUAAACACGGCGCUUAUGGAGAUGCUGCCGAGGAAAUGGAUUGGAGUGUUGGGCAGAUCUUGGAUGUUCUAGAUGAGUUGAAACUGGCUAAUAACACCCUGGUCUACUUCUCCUCGGACCAAGGAGCACAUGUAGAAGAGGUGACUGUCAAAGGGGAAGGUCACGGAGGCAGUAACGGAAUCUAUAAAGGGGGAAAAGCCAACAACUGGGAAGGAGGCAUCCGGGUUCCAGGCAUCCUCCGAUGGCCAGGAGUGAUCCAGGCUGGGCUGGAGAUUGAUGAGCCAACAAGCAACAUGGACAUCUUCCCCACGGUGGCCAAACUUGCGGGGUCCCCUCUGCCGGAAGACAGGAUCAUCGAUGGACGUGACCUGAUGCCCCUGCUUCAAGGGAGAAGCCAUCGUUCGGAUCACGAGUUUCUCUUCCACUACUGCAACUUCUACCUGAACGCCGUGCGCUGGCACCCACAGAACAGCACGUCCAUCUGGAAAGCCUUUUUCUUCACACCCAAGUUCUUCCCCGAGGGCGCCAACGGAUGCUUUGCCACCCACGUGUGUUUCUGUCACGGGCAAUAUGUCACCUACCACGACCCGCCUCUGCUCUUUGACAUCUCCCAAGACCCCAGGGAGAGAAACCCGUUAACUCCGACGUCAGAGCCCCGGUUCCGGGAGAUCCUGGGGACCAUGCAGGAAGCGGCAGCCCGGCACGCUGAGACCCUGCGGGACGUCCCCAAUCAGCUGUCGCUGGGCAACCUUAUCUGGAAGCCGUGGCUUCAGAUGUGUUGCUCAUCGUCAGGCCUGUCUUGCCAGUGCGACCGGGAGAAGCAGGAUGGGAGAGGAAGCCGUUAGCCACGUGCGUCUGGGGGCGCCCGGCGCCACCCCACCUGCUGCAUCACAGACGAGCGUGGGGGGCGGCACUGGGUGAGGCCAGCCCUGGCAGCUCCCACCCCGGGACUCAGAUCCCUUCUCUCUGUCUUCUCACCUGGAGGCUCCGUCAAAACCCCACAUUUACGCCCCGGGGAAAAAAUCAGGGUUUGCGGUAAA